Molecule: messenger RNA, 615 nt
Organism: Gordionus sp. m RMFG-2023
Lineage: Eukaryota; Metazoa; Nematomorpha; Gordioida; Chordodea; Parachordodidae
Product: ubiquitin-like FUBI-ribosomal protein eS30 fusion protein
Exons: 3
Coding region: 59-463 (134 amino acids)
Biological process (GO): translation
Cellular component (GO): cytosolic small ribosomal subunit; ribosome
Molecular function (GO): protein binding; structural constituent of ribosome
Source: RefSeq, a predicted model, not a curated record
UUUGGAAGUUUUGUUUAUUUGAAUUCUCAUUUAACAUCUUACAUAUUUAAAACGUAAAAUGCAGCUUUACAUACGCGGAAAUAAGCUGUUUACACUGAAAGCUCAGAAAGAUGAUAAUGUUAAAGCAAUAAAAGAAAAAAUAUUUGAAUCACAAGGAGUGGAAAUUUCUUCUCAAAUACUAUCUUAUCAUGGGAAACCCUUAUAUGAUAAUUUAUCACUUGAAAAUUAUAAUAUGAGUGAUAAUUCUACAUUAGAUUUUUCCAUCAAAAUCCUUGGAGGGAAAGUUCAUGGUUCAUUAGCACGAGCUGGUAAAGUAAAAGGCCAAACUCCAAAAGUAGAAAAACAAGAGAAGAAAAAGGCUAAAACUGGAAGAGCUAAAAGAAGAAUUCAAUAUAAUAGACGUUUUGUCAAUGUUGUUGCAGAUGGUAGAAUGAAGAAGAAAGGACCAAAUUCAAAUUCUUAAAUUCUUAUUAAAAAUAAAAUGUUAUAAAGGGUUAUGUUUAAUAGUUUUAUUUUUAUAUCAAAUUAGUUGUUAGUUAAAUUUUAUAAUUAACUUUCUAAAUGGUUUGCCUAACUUAGCUAAUUAACAAUGCUAAAUGACACCAGGCACUUUAU